Messenger RNA from Motacilla alba alba, 931 nucleotides. It is a transcript of the gene UPK3B, whose product is annotated as uroplakin 3B. The record is from RefSeq and is a predicted model, not a curated record. The transcript has 6 exons. NCBI's taxonomy places the organism in Eukaryota, Metazoa, Chordata, Aves, Passeriformes, Motacillidae. The coding region runs from base 41 to 931 and encodes 296 amino acids.
CCGAGCAGGACAGCGCAUCCAGCACCACCGCGACGACGCCAUGGAGCUGCCGUGGGUGCUGCUGGCGCUGGCUGGGACGGGCGCAGCCGCGGACCUGGCCCGGCUGCCCUACGUGCCCCAAGUGCCCCCCACGGCGCUGCUGGGCAAGGUCACUGCCACCACCUUCGCGCUGGAGAGGCCCCGCUGCGUCUUCGACGGCCACGCCGACGCCUCCGACGCCGUGUGGCUGGCGGUGGCCUUUGCCAACGCAUCAGCCGCCUUCAGAAACCCGCAGUGCCGGGCUGAGGUGCCCCGGUACGAGCAGCUGCCCGCUGCCCGCUCCUACAUGACCCUGGAGACGGCGGCGGCCGCGUUUUCCUGCUCGGCGCCGAGCUCGCCCGUCCUGCGGGUCGGGGGGGACACGGCCUGCAGGGAGCAGGGCAGACAGGACCCCUGCAAUGGGCCCCUGCCCUCCCCGGGACCCUACAGGGUGAAGUUCCUGCUCAUGGGCUGCCGCGGGCCCAAGGCGGAGACGCGCUGGUCCGAGCCCAUCCUCCUGCGCACAGCCGUCAGCCCGAGCACCAUCGAGCCUGCCCCCGCUCGCCGCGGCAGCGCCGUGCUGGUCAUCGCCUCCAUCCUGGCCAGCCUGGGGGCCGUGCUGGCCACCGCCGUGCUCGGAGCCCUGGGUGCCAAGGUGUGGGGCUCCCUGCGCCCCCAGGGCUUGGGGACCGACGCCUUCAUCCGCAGAUCCUACCGGACCCACCACAUCCCCCCGGCCCUGCCCCAGCCCCUGCCCCCCGGCUGCGGGUGCAGCCCCCCAGGGCUGUGCCACUCUGCCCCCCAGCCCCCUGCGCCGUGUCAGACAAUCGUGGAACACUUUGGGUUGGACGGGACCGUAAAGGGACCACCUCAUUUCAACCCCAGUGCCACAGGCAGGGACACCUUCCACUAG